AUGCUUGAUCGCGCAUUUGUCUGUGCGGGCUGCACAGCACAAUUGGCUCGCCCGAUUUCACAAGUCAAGGCAUUAUCAUUCUCUACACGACAUAUAUCAAGGCGAUUGAUCAGCCAUGUUGCGUCAAAGAAGCGGCCUACUCGGGUUGCCGUUGUGGGCUCUGGGCCAGCAGGAUUCUAUGCUGUAGCUCGGCUCUUGGGCAAGCAUGAGAAUCUCAAGGUUGACAUGUAUGAGAAGCUGCCGGUGCCAUUCGGAUUGGCUAGGUACGGUGUCGCCCCGGAUCAUCCAGAGGUGAAGAACUGUGAAGAUAAAUUCACCGAAGUCGCAGCAUCUCCCCGUUUCAACUUUGUCGGUAAUAUCGAACUCGGAAGCGAUCUACCUCUCGCUGCACUUAAACCCCACUACGACGCCAUUCUUUUCGCAUACGGAGCCUCAAAAGAUAAAGAGCUUGGUAUUCCUGGAGAAAAUGCUCCCCGCAGUGUAUACUCGGCCCGCUCCUUUGUUGGGUGGUACAAUGGCCUACCCGAACAUCGGGAUUUGAACCCCGACUUGUCUAGCGGCGAAGAUGCGGUGAUUGUUGGACAGGGAAAUGUAGCACUUGACGUCGCUAGAAUUCUGCUUUCGGAUGUAGAUGCACUCCGAACCACAGACAUUGCCGACCAUGCUCUAGAAACCCUGUCUCGAAGUCGGAUCAAGCGAGUGCAAGUUGUUGGUCGCCGAGGACCGUUACAAGCCUCGUUCACAAUUAAGGAAGCCCGUGAAUUACUUCAGUUACCUUCCGUCUCUUUCGAUCCGAUCGGGAAAGACGUCUUCCCCCCAGAUUCCAUCAUAAAUGCACUGCCUCGGCCCCAGAAGCGAUUGAUGCAGCUCCUUGCCAAAGGCUCUGCUAAUGACCCCCAGACAGCUACCAAGUCCUGGUCUUUGGACUUCCUUCUCUCUCCUGAAUGUCUAGACUGGUCGACAGUACACCCAUAUCGUCUUUCUCAUGUCAAGUUCUCUCGCAAUGAACUCGAUCCUUCCGAUCCCUACACCGCCAGUUCCAAAGUUACCCCGAAACAUCUUUCGAAUGGAAGCCGCGCCGAAACCAACCUCCCGGCUAGUGUCUUCUUUCGCAGUGUCGGCUACAAGUCACUUCCGCUACCAGGGCUUGAGGAUCUCGGUAUCGAAUUCGACACUCAGCGCGGCGUGAUUCCCAAUGAUGGACUUGGUCGUGUGAAGAGUGCCUUGGGCACGGGAGAAAAACGCGUUUUGCCCGAUGGAUCGUCAGUUUCCCAUCUGCCCGGCUUGUAUUGUGCCGGGUGGGUCAAGCGAGGCCCAACGGGAGUCAUUGCGUCUACCAUGACCGAUGCUUUCAGCACUGUGGAUACUAUCUUACAGGACUUGGCAAGCCACGAAGGCGCCCUCCUACAUACAUCCGGUCAGGGAACCGGGCUAGGCUGGGAAGGAGUGAAGGCAGAGGUCGAGCAACGUGGACUCCGGGUGACAUCCUGGCAAGAUUGGCAGCGCAUCGACAGCAUCGAGCGUGAGUGUGGUCGGCAAAAGGGUAGACCUCGAGAGAAGUUUACUCGAGUCGCAGAAAUGUUGGAGGCUCUUGACUGA
Messenger RNA from Penicillium verhagenii, 1599 nucleotides. Its product is annotated as NADPH-adrenodoxin reductase. Gene Ontology annotation, biological process: ubiquinone biosynthetic process. Gene Ontology annotation, cellular component: mitochondrion. The record is from RefSeq and is a predicted model, not a curated record. The coding region runs from base 1 to 1599 and encodes 532 amino acids. The transcript is spliced from 3 exons. Lineage: Eukaryota; Fungi; Ascomycota; Eurotiomycetes; Eurotiales; Aspergillaceae.